AUGGCUGUUCCAGAUGAUGCUACUCCCUCAAGUCUCGAAAUGGGGCUAGGACUAUACAUCGGAGAUUGUCUUGACUCCCUCCCUCCCGCAAAACGGAAUCUAGUUCGCUACUUUGCGACAGAAAUCGCGCCCCACAUGGUAGCCAUCGACGACGACUCAAACGGCUAUCGAGUCCUCGUCCUUCCAGCGGCAGAAGCAUACGGAUCAGUUCUAAAUGCUGUCCUUGCGGCUUCUGCAUAUCAUAUGUCUCAUCGAAUGGAAAGCAGCCAUCGUGCAUCACAACAAGCGCAAAGUUAUUAUACCCAAGCAAUUAACGAUCUCCGUCAUAUUCCUCCUGGAUCUGUGGGCAAUGGAAAUGAACAAAUGCUGAGUAUUUUGACAAUAUUUGUGAUGCUCAUUUCAACGAUGAUUACUGGAUGCUCGGAUUUUCCGAUCCUUUAUAAAAUGUUGACUUCCUUGUUUAAGGCAUCGAGUCAGGGGAAGAGUCAGGAUCAGGCUUAUUUGCGGGAGUUUUUGGUUAUUCAGAUGAGAAAAUUCGAGCUCUACGCGAACCCCUUUAUCGACGAAAAGCAAGUACCCGGAGAUACCGAAUACACAAAUUUCGUUACCCAGGGGCUUACCUGCUUGCGCAGGUGCGCAGAGCUCCACCCAGAACACGCAGCCAAUCUUGCGCGAACAUCAGAUCUCAUUUCCCAAGCUGGUCUGAUUUACUCACUCCGUGCCCGCAACGAACUUGCGAAAGAAAGUUCAUUCCGUCUUGUCGAGGAAUACAAGACUUCGCUCGCUCGGUUCUCGCCCACGACGGCUGGUUGGAAGGUUUUGAUAUGGGCUACUUUUAUUGUUGCUGCCGAGAGCUCUGAUACAACCCAUCGAGCUUUUCUGCUAGAAACGCUGGAAGAACAGUACCGUCGAAAUGGAUUUGGGAAUCUUCGGACAGCAAUGGAUAUGCUACGGGAUGUAUGGAAUCGGGGAGCAGAGGAAAAUUGGACGAAGAGGUUACCCCAAUGGAAAGUGUUCGUCAUGUGA
Penicillium argentinense is the source of this 1026-nucleotide messenger RNA. RefSeq names its product transcription factor domain-containing protein. The record is from RefSeq and is a predicted model, not a curated record. The transcript has 3 exons. Gene Ontology annotation, biological process: positive regulation of transcription by RNA polymerase II. NCBI's taxonomy places the organism in Eukaryota, Fungi, Ascomycota, Eurotiomycetes, Eurotiales, Aspergillaceae. Gene Ontology annotation, molecular function: DNA-binding transcription factor activity; transcription cis-regulatory region binding. Gene Ontology annotation, cellular component: nucleus. Bases 1 to 1026 code for a protein of 341 amino acids.